CCUCUUCAUAACUCCAUCUCCAUCUCCAUCUCCACGCUUUCCCCCUCACACGUCCACAGCCCUGUACGCGCGUGUUGCUGCCUGCUGAAAAUGUCGCAACGGCGCGCGUGGCCCAUGCUCGCCAAGAGAUGCCGCACCAGCAAUCGCGACAUUCACGCCGCAACCUCUGUGAAAGCAAUCGUGAAAGCGCCGCCUCGCCGGCCCACGCCCUUUAUUACCACGCCCUCGAUCCCCCCCACCUGAUGCCCCUCAUGCAGUCUCCACCCUCACUCGAGUCGUCCCCCCGCAAGCGACCUCACCCCCUCUCGCCUUCGCCUGACAGCGUCGACAAGCCGCACUCGCACCCGAAGCGACGGCGCUUUUGGGACUCGCUGAGCUACAUCCACCUCACGAGGGCCGCCAUCGCUGAGCUCAACCGCCGCAGUAUCGAAGAAAGCACUGCUCCGGUGGUCGACGAGCUACCCCGCAGCCUGCCUGACAUCCAGCACUACGCCCGCCACGGUGGACCUGACUUGACCGACUUGCGCAAUUAUUCCCUGCCAACAGACUCUGCGACUUCCCAAUCCGACUCCACCUACCCCGACACCAUGGCCAAGAAGAAGGGGGCUACCAUGGCUGACUCAAGCGGUGUCUCCAAGGGCAAACACAAAACCAAGGGUCAAGGCGGUCAGGGUGGGAAGAGCACAAAGACAGGCACCACGCCUUCAUCCAGCAAGACGAAGAACAGCAGCGUGUACGACCAAAACUUCGAGCAAUGUCUUAUCGACCACCACAUAUUUCCACCAGGCUAUUUGCGACCGCAAGACGAACAAUUCCUACCAGCGCCAGUCAAUAUCAGCGACAUUCAAGAGGUUCUACAGGCCAGACGUCCGUCUCUCGACUCUCUGGCCUACGACUCGGAUUGGCGCUCGUUUGUAAAGCAGCACCAUGCUUCCAAGCUCGAGAUCGAUGUGAUGAAGCGGGAGUUCCCCUUGAUUCAGGGCGGGGAUGACGGGUCUAUGGGCACUUUUCCCUGGAACAACCUCAACCCUCUCUUCGACCCAGAUGAAGAUGAUGAGGAUAAGAAGCUCACGGCCGGCAAUCCAGACAUCUACUACGGCACCCGGCCAGAACUAGUGGAUCGCCGCAUCCGUAAAACGCUCGACAAAUUCAUCAUUCCCUCCGUCUCUCCUGGCCGCCCCAUUGUUCCUAAUUUCGCCGUCGCCAUCAAGGCCCCAGGAGGAAACGUCAAUGUCGCCAAGAAGCAGGUCACAUACGAUGGCGCUUUGUGUGCGCGGGCGAUGCUACAUCUGGCUUCGUACGGACAUCCAGAACUCGACUAUCACGGCCUAGCCCAUGUCAUCACAUCCCGCUAUCAAGAUGGCACCCUUCACCUUUACGCAUGCCAUGUUGGGCCCCCGCAGAACAAGGGGGCUCCCGGACCUGACGGCCUUCCUGAAUACAUCACGACUUCUCUUUGCUCUUUCGCCAUGACCAACUCCGUCAAGACAUUCUGCGAAGGCGCAGCCGCUUAUCGCAACGCACGAGAUUGGUGCAAGGAGCAGCGCGAUAUUCUCGUCCGGGCGGCUACAGCUGCCAUUCCUCCACCAGCCGGUCCACAAGUUCACACCCCGUCUACUUCACCCCAAUCGGCUGGGCCUGUGCGCCGCUCCUCGCGUGUGACGAAGCCUGCAGGGAAGAAGCCUGGGAAUGCACAGUGAGCCGGCAUCUCUUUGGUCCUCCGUGCUGGCAUUGAUCUCGCCUUGCCCACGACACGGGCAUUACUACAGCGGGCACGAGGUGGAGCUUCAGACUGUCCUGAACGGCGGAGAAGGGGAAGGAUACUUUGGGCGUGGCGGAUACACAGGAUGUGCAGGCAGAGAUGGUUGCAGCAUUGCCGGGCCUGUAUUUGUCUUGACUUUGUUUUUUGCGUUGAUCUUCACGACUAAAUGACCAUUUUCGCCCCACUUGUACGCCAGACGGCAGAGGGUUGGAAGACGGAUAGAUUGCGAUGUCAUGAUUUGGAAUUUUUGCGAUACCCAGAGUUGGAAUUCAGCGAUAUGAGGAUUGAAUCCUUCCCAAGUAGUCAUAUGAAUGACAUGUGCUUCCCUGCUUUACUAUCGGGUGCUCGUCAUGUUCAUCAGUAGGGCUUGGGUAUGAAUUUUGUGAGGGUCCGAGAAGAUCUUGAGGCUACCACACAUAACUACCGCCUAUAUCGU
Dothidotthia symphoricarpi CBS 119687 is the source of this 2198-nucleotide messenger RNA. RefSeq lists its product as uncharacterized. Bases 129 to 1700 code for a protein of 523 amino acids. The record is from RefSeq and is a predicted model, not a curated record. The transcript has 2 exons. NCBI's taxonomy places the organism in Eukaryota, Fungi, Ascomycota, Dothideomycetes, Pleosporales, Dothidotthiaceae.